Molecule: messenger RNA, 652 nt
Organism: Myripristis murdjan (pinecone soldierfish)
Lineage: Eukaryota; Metazoa; Chordata; Actinopteri; Holocentriformes; Holocentridae
Product: histone H2A
Exons: 1
Coding region: 31-417 (128 amino acids)
Cellular component (GO): nucleosome
Molecular function (GO): DNA binding; protein heterodimerization activity; structural constituent of chromatin
Source: RefSeq, a predicted model, not a curated record
CCCUGUCAACUGCACGAGGAAGACUUGAUCAUGAGCGGAAGAGGCAAAACCGGCGGCAAGGCUCGCGCUAAGGCCAAGACCCGUUCUUCUCGCGCCGGGCUCCAGUUCCCGGUCGGCCGCGUGCACAGGCUGUUGCGUAAAGGCAAUUACGCCGAGCGUGUGGGUGCCGGCGCACCCGUCUACCUGGCGGCAGUGCUGGAGUACCUGACCGCUGAGAUCCUCGAGCUGGCCGGAAACGCCGCCCGCGACAACAAGAAGACCCGCAUCAUCCCAAGACACCUGCAGCUGGCCGUCCGCAACGACGAGGAGCUCAACAAGCUGCUGGGCGGAGUCACCAUCGCUCAGGGCGGCGUGCUGCCCAACAUCCAGGCCGUGCUGCUGCCCAAGAAGACCGACAAGCCGGCCAAGGCCAAGUAGAGCCACAGCCGACCUCAACACACACAAAGGCUCUUUUAAGAGCCACACAAACACUGCAAUAGACGAGUCCUGCUUUCAUUACUAGUAUUAAUAUAAGUAAGGAAAGUACUGGAUGCAAAACACAAAUAACUUGAGUGUUAUCCCUUGUCAGAUCAUGAAUAAGCCGUACUUAAAUGGGUUUUAAUUAGCCUUUCCAUUUUUUUUUUCAUGCUACAAUAAACUAUAGAUGUUAAAU